Messenger RNA from Penicillium manginii, 1857 nucleotides. RefSeq lists its product as uncharacterized. The record is from RefSeq and is a predicted model, not a curated record. Gene Ontology annotation, molecular function: phosphonoacetate hydrolase activity. The transcript has 3 exons. Lineage: Eukaryota; Fungi; Ascomycota; Eurotiomycetes; Eurotiales; Aspergillaceae. Bases 1 to 1857 code for a protein of 618 amino acids.
AUGGCUGCUCCUCAGUUGACUCAGAUUCUGCCUUCUGUCGAAGAACAUACAAGAGAUACGAUCAAAACAUUAUUCGAGUUCCUCCACGCUCAAGGCCAGGGCGAUUAUCUCGGCGAGCGAGUCACCCAACUGGCUCAUUCUCUUCAAUGCGCAAAUCAUGCAGUCCAAUCUGCACAAUACGGGCAGGACCCUGAGGUCAUUCUUGCCGCAUUGCUUCAUGAUGUUGGCCGUUUCAUUCCUGCCGCUAAUAAAAUGGGAAAAAUGAUUACGCCAGAUGGUCAAUACAUUGGUCGACAAAGUCAUGAAGUUCUUGGCGAGUCUUAUCUACGUCAGAUCGGGUUCAGUGAAAGGAUCUGUCAGCUUGUCGGUGCUCAUGUCAUGGCGAAGCGGUAUCUUGUUUCUACAGAUAAGACCUAUCAUGAUGGGCUCAGUGAGACAAGCAAGAGAACUCUCCGGUUCCAGGGUGGCGGUUUCACCAAUGAGCAAGUACUUGAAGCUCAAAAGGACCCUUGGCUUGGUGCAAAACUCGCCGUCCGGAGAUGGGAUGACCUCGCCAAGGACCCAGAAAUUGUUGUGCCUGAGCUCGAGGCCUACGAAGAGAUCGCAUAUCAAUGCCUACUAGAAUCCCGAGAAAAGUUCAAGCUUCACUCCAGGGAAUACCGCAUCCCAACUCAACCCACCGUCGUCAUAUGCAUCGAUGGAUUCGACCCGAAGUAUCUCGAGUCCGCUUUUGAAAGAGGCUUGUUACCAACAUUCAAGAAAUUCGUCGAUUGCGGAUUCCAUUCCACAGCUAAAAGCUGCAUGCCCUCCUUCACCAACCCGAACAAUGUAUCUAUCAUCACCGGGGCACCUCCAGCAGUCCACGGAAUUGCUGGAAACUUUUUCCUUGAUAGAAAAACAGGCGAGGAAAAGAUGAUAACAGAUGACUCGCUUCUGAGAGGAUCCACUCUUCUCCAGCAGAUGCAUCAGCGUGGUGUGCGUAUUGCUGCUAUCACUGCCAAAGAUAAGUUGCGGAGAAUUAUUGGACAUGGUUUUAACAAGGGUGCGAUCUGCUUUUCGGCGGAGCGCGCGGCUGAAUGUACGCUUGAAAAGAAUGGCAUUGACAAUGUGGAGGAAUGGCUAGGCCAACCUGCUCCAAGUCAAUAUUCAGGCGAGCUCUCGCUAUUCGUGCUCGAUGCGGGAAUCAAAUUACUCCAGGAAGGACGAUCGGACUUUCUAUAUCUUACGCUGUCUGACUAUAUACAGCAUAAGCAUGCGCCUGGAAGCAAAGAGGCAGAUGAAUUCAUAGGCUCGAUUGACGAGCGACUCCAGACACUGGCUGGUCUUGCUCCUGUCAUCGGGGUUACCGGAGAUCAUGGAAUGAGCCAAAAGUCGAACAGUGAUGGAGAGCCUAACGUCUUGUUUUUGGAAGAAGCCAUCAAUGCUGAAUUUGGAUCGGGUUUCUCAAGAGUCAUCUGCCCGAUAACGGAUCCUUUCGUUCGGCAUCAUGGCGCACUUGGCUCAUUCGUGCGGGUCUAUUUGAAAGAUUUCACGACGUUGCAAUCCGUACUUUCCUUCUGCCAGAGUAUCCCCGAAGUCGAAGAGGCAUUGGGCGGACCAGAUGCAGCGAGCAAGUACGAGAUGCCGCUCGACCGCGAAGCUGAUAUUGUUGUCAUAUCGAAGGAUCUUGCCGUCAUUGGCAGCAAGAAGUCCGACCAUGAUCUUUCCAAUGUCAAGGAUCACCCCCUACGCUCGCAUGGCGGUCUGAGCGAACAGGAUAUUCCGCUUCUCAUGUCGAAGCCCAUCAGAAGCAUAGAUGGAAAGGCUAAUGGUUGGAGGAACUAUGAUGUUUUCGACCUUGUUCUGAAUUUGUGUUGA